Molecule: messenger RNA, 1008 nt
Organism: Penicillium angulare
Lineage: Eukaryota; Fungi; Ascomycota; Eurotiomycetes; Eurotiales; Aspergillaceae
Product: trafficking protein particle complex subunit 13
Exons: 5
Coding region: 1-1008 (335 amino acids)
Cellular component (GO): TRAPPIII protein complex
Source: RefSeq, a predicted model, not a curated record
AUGAUGGCACGCCCACGAGCUCUAUCGGGCGCUGAUGCUCAAAAGGAGCCCCACGCAGUGUCCCUGAAAGUACUACGUCUUUCUCGACCUUCGUUAUCCCACCAAUCCCCCCUCCCCGCCGCCAAUACGAAGAUCUCUCCCAAAGCCUCGUUAGCCCACUCAUCAGCGGAGUUCGAUGAUCAAUUUAUAAUCACACCUAUUCUUACACUUCCCCCGGCCUUUGGAUCGGUCUACGUGGGCGAAACCUUCGCCUGCACACUUAGCGCAAAUAAUGAAAUGAGCGAAGAUGAUACCGGGCGGUCUGUGACAUCAGUCCGCAUUGUGGCUGAGAUGCAAACACCCUCAUCUGUGGCCUCUCUGGAGCUCGAUCCAGCGACCGAUUCGGCGCAAACUGAGGGACUAAAGAUCGGUGAAUCAUUACAAAAGAUCGUUCGAUAUGACCUGAAAGAAGAGGGAAAUCAUAUUCUUGCCGUUAGUGUCAGUUAUUCAGAGACUAGGAUUGGUCAGGGAUCGCAAGCUGCUAGUGGUCGAGUACGGACAUUCCGUAAGCUGUACCAGUUUGUUGCGCAGCCAUGCCUUAGCGUUCGGACGAAGGCAUCGGAACUUCCGCCAUUGGAAGUGGAUAACAAGUCGCUGGGCCCGUAUGGAAAAACACGUUUGCUUCGUUUUGCCUUGGAAGCACAACUGGAAAAUGUAGGGGAUGGCGCUGUCGUGGUCAAGCAAACUAGAUUAGCACCCAAGCCACCGUUCAAAUCUCAAUCGUUGAAUUGGGAUGCCUUGGAUGAGGGCGCCUCGGUAUCUCCAACGUUAAAUCCGCGCGACGUGUUGCAGAUUGCAUUUUUGGUGGAACAGGAGGAUGGGCAUCAAGAGGGCCUGGAAGCUCUUCAGAAGGAUCUCCGGAAAGAAGGCCGCGCCACCCUGGGCCAAUUGUCGAUUGAAUGGCGAGGCGCCAUGGGGGACAAGGGGUUCCUGACUACCGGGAACUUGAUGAGCCGGAAACGUACAUAA